Molecule: messenger RNA, 4107 nt
Organism: Ectocarpus sp. CCAP 1310/34
Lineage: Eukaryota; Phaeophyceae; Ectocarpales; Ectocarpaceae
Source: the annotation of a GenBank genome assembly
CCCUUACCUCAUCCAAACUCCUUUACGUAGGUAGCGAGGCAAGGGGGCAGACUACGCCCCGUCAACGAACGACGGUACCGCCGCGCACGCAGCUAUAUACGUGGUGAGAAGGUAGCGGGAGACGGAGCACAGGUAGAGGGGCAGGGGCUGACCGGCGGUACCAUGCCGCUGAAGGAGGGCAACACGCCCUGGUUCCACUUUGACCCUGUCCUCUUCUUGCCUCUGUGGAUCGGGAUCUGGCGAUGGGGAGCGUACCUGAUCCUGAAGGGCAUCCCCAGCCUGCUCUACAAGCCGAUACCCAUCAGCGAAGAGCUUGAGCAAGGUCACUUGCCCGUCAGCACUCAGAUGAUGACCAUGAUCAUCCCCGUUUACAUGCCGGAGCCUGGCUUCGAGGAGUGCCUCCAGAGCUGGGUCGAUAAUCGACCGAAAACCAUCGUGAUUGUGGUGGACACCAACUCGUAUCAACAGGUGCUCAACAUCGUUGAGACCGUGAACCCUCGCGCCACCAUCAUUCGCGUCGUGGAGGAGUCCAAGCCCGGCAAGCGCGCCGCCAUGUACACUGGGCUGGCCUACGUUGACACGGAGAUCACCGUGUUCGCUGACGAUGAUGCUCUCUACGGCCCCGCCGUCCUCAAGAGCCUCAUCAUGCCCUUCAAGGACCCGGCCAUGGGCGGUUGCGGCACCCGGCAGAUCGCUCGCCCGAAGGCGGACAAGUUCUGCUUCUCGGACAUCAUGAUGGACAUGCGUCUGUACCAGCGAUACCUGGAGUACCGCGCGACCACCUUCAUGGGCGGCGGUUCAACGUGCCUUUCAGGCCGAACCAUGGCUUACCGCACGCAGCUGUUCCGCUUUGACGGCUUCAAGAACUACUUCCUGAACGAGCACUUCGCUGGACAGCUGCAGCUUUCGGGAGAUGACAAGUGCCUGACGCGCCUGUGUAUCAUGUCGGACUACAAGAUGUGGCAUCAGAUCUGCGAGGUGUGCACCCUGUCCACCCAGUUCGAAGCGGGCGCCAAGCUCCGCGCGCAGCUUCUGCGCUGGAGCCGCAACUCGUGGCGCUCGGACAUCAAGAUGCUCUUCCUCGAGCGCUCGGUGUGGCGCAAGUACCCAUGGCUCGCUGUGACGUCGCUCGACAAGAUGAUCUCCCCCUUUACCAUGGUGUACGGUCCGAUGGCCGUCCUGUUCUACGCUUUCUGGGAGCAGAACAUGUUCAUCCUUGUCGCGUUCGCGUGCUACAUCCUGGUGACCCGCGUGAUGAAGACCGUCAUGUACUUCACCUGGUCCCGUCCGCGUCCCCCCUGCCGGUGGUUCUGGUACAUCGGCCCCUUCAUCUUCGUGCAGUACUGGGGAGCCGUGAUCAAGCUGUACGCCCUGUGCACGCUCAAGGACCGGAGGUGGGGCAACCGCGAGGUGAAGGUGAAUGCCCAAAACGAGAUCGUGAGGACCGGAGAAUUUGAAGACGCGGAAGAAGAGGAGGGCGACGCGGCCGCAAAGGAGGCGCCGCCCGGCAUGUCGCCCGAGGGCAGCGAGGAGUGGGACGAUCAGGAGUACGAGCAGGAGGGCAAGCACGAGUACACCGGGGACGUGGGGCUCGAGAUGGUGGACGUGGAUUUGGAACAAGAGCGUGAGGCCGCCAGGCACUCGCAGCACGCACACCAGUACAGUGGCGGAGGCGGCGCGGUCUACUAAAAAUGAGAUCGAAGAAACGAGUGGCAUUUUUCUUGCUGCUUUUUCUUUUUUUCUGUGGCCCCUGCUUUGUGGUGGCGUCAUCGCUUGUCUGCCCUGCUGCCAAGCAGUGGAUUUUGCGUGAGUUUUGCCUUCGCUUUCCUCCCGAGUGGUAGCCCAAUGUUGGUUGUUUUCGUUGUUGUUGGGUGUUUGUCGUGUGGUGGUGUGUCGACCGUGGGAGGGGAGUCCGUCCGCAGCCAAGCCGUGGUGGUCUCGGAUCUCACGUCUUCGGAAUUAUCGGAAGUUUUGGGGUUCGGUCUCCUUCUUGUGAGGGGAUAAGAAUGAUGCGAUGAUGAAAAUGUAUGAUUUGAACUUGAGCAGCCGAUCAAGAGUCAUGGCGGGGGAUCCAAGCGACGUGCAUCGGAGGCAAGUCAGUAUCGUCAGUCACCCCAGACGACAGUUCUGCGACACGGUUUUGAGAUGAUAACGAAGUAUUUGCAUCUGAGAUACCUUUUAGCAACGUGCUGAAGAGAGGAGUGCUCUCUGCUCCGAACCACUUCCCGAGAGGGAGAGCCGCUGUCUCUGUUGUUCUUGGCGGGGGAUUCGAGGCGCCUGGUGUUGUGGAGAAAAACGAGAGCUUGCUUGUCGCCCACCGUCUACUUUUCCCCGUGUUGCUUACGGAAACGAAAGAGGGUGCGGGUGGAGGAGCUCUUCGCUUAAUUUUUUUUUUUCUGGAAGCCAGCCAGCGGGGCUGUCCACCAAUUCCUGCGUGGCAAGGCAAACACGUGCUGAUUGGACCGGCCAUUAAUGGCGAGGCGCUUAUCAGUCUAUUGUAUGUUAUUUUUGUGUUAGUGGCAGCGGGAGGGGCAGGGGGAAAACCCUCUGUACCCGCGCACUACAUUGUUCGUUUUGUUCGUUCUUUUUUUUUUGUCUUUUUUCCCCAGCACGAAGUUGUCACGAGAUGCUUGUGCGGGGGUGUACGGUCUAAUGUUAUAGAGUACUUGUCGGCAGGAUAAUUUCGCAUCUCCCUUGGUAAGUUUUUCGUGCGUGCGUUAUAGUUAUGGUCCUGUUUGUUCCUUCCAAUUAUGUCUCCAUAGUUAUGGUCCUGUUUGUUCCUUCCAAUCAUGUCACCGCCGUGGAAGGCUUGGAUAGACUGGCUUGUCGCUUUUCACGUUACGGUCGUCACGAAGGCGCUCCUCGAGGUUUGCCAACUCAAAAGCUUGGGAGGGGGGCGCGCGGGGGGGGGUAAGACACACGUAUCGUGGAGGCUGAGUUGAUGAUGCACACAGCGCUGACGUAUCAGCUUUCUUGCUGGCUUUGCCUGAUCGUUGGCCUGGCCCGUCCGUCCGUUCGUCCGUGCAGUUUUUUUUUUCGGCAGGUGCAAACGUUCUUUUUUGUGUGUAGCCGAACGCCCGUAACAUACUGAAUGAUUACAACAGUCUGGGUAGGAUCGUAAGUAGCAUUGAGCGGGAUAUUUGUAGGCACGACAAGCGAGAUAAGCGUUGAGACUUUUUUUGUCUGCAGGAAUGGGGUUGAAACCACGGAGGGGGCGGCGAGAGUUUGAAUCACGAUUUUCUUGUUCUAUUUGUGAGCGGCUUGUCAAGAUAUCGCAAGCGGGUGAGAGAGAAAGCGCGGUUUGCUUGGAUCAGGAGCGUGGAUGAAGUGUGCCAUACUGUGUUUAGUACUGUGCUGUAACACUAUCGAUGGGUGGCUUGUGAUAACAACAGCAGCGUACAAAACUCGGGUAACGUUAUGCGUUCAGGUCGAUGUCGCCAACUAUGGCAAUUUUUUUAACUCGUGAACGGGAGGGGGAAGGGGUGGGGUGGGGGGGCGUUGAGCGGAGGAUGAAAUGAUGGUUGUUCUUGUGCAUUGAAGGUGGAUAUGCAACACUGGAUGCAAACCACCUGCGAAUAGAGUCAAUCACCAGUCCCGCUUUUUCUCUAGUUUCGUAGGCCGGUUCUAGGAUGAAAGUUGUCUUCACAACAUGCAGCCAGCACAGGGAGAGUUAUAAUUAUUCUGCAGUACCCUGUGGUGUAUUGCGUUCGGGAGGACACACGCAAUCGGCCUGACUUCGGCGGGUGGCACGGCCGCCAAGCCCACCCACGAAAGGAUGGGGAAACGUUACUCACUACUCCAAUACGCGGUUAUUGCUUGUAUCAAUGGGUUCGUGAUUACUACUUUCGUCGUCCCUGUACACUGGGUGGUGUGAAGCGGUGGAAUGAGAAUUUAUCAGAGAAACCGCCUCCUCUUGUGAUUGAGGUGAUACCUCCAUGGGCUGCGAAAUAACCCCUCUUCUUGUUGUGACACUGAAUCCGAGCUGUCGUCGAGAUACACGGAAAGCCCGAGGGUGUGUGGAUGAAGCGAACGGUUGAGACGGACGGACGGCGUCAAGCAAACACGCGAAGGAGGGAUCGACAUGUUUAUACAAAAACCAAGAGCUGC